This is a messenger RNA of Lodderomyces margitis, 1641 nucleotides long. RefSeq names its product Rtf1p (gene RTF1). The coding region runs from base 1 to 1641 and encodes 546 amino acids. The record is from RefSeq and is a predicted model, not a curated record. Gene Ontology annotation, molecular function: RNA polymerase II C-terminal domain phosphoserine binding; DNA binding. The transcript has a single exon. Gene Ontology annotation, cellular component: Cdc73/Paf1 complex. NCBI's taxonomy places the organism in Eukaryota, Fungi, Ascomycota, Pichiomycetes, Serinales, Debaryomycetaceae.
AUGUCUGACUUGGAAGACGAUUUGCUAGCCUUAGCUGGAGGGGAAGAUUACGCCUCCGAUUCAAACGACUCAAAGCGCAGUGGUUUAGAAUAUGAAUCAGAAGAGGAUGAUACGGUAUUGGCCAAGCGUCGUAAAGUGGAAACAGAUGCAGAGGAUGAUGUACAAGAGGCCAACUACGAUAUAGAGAGCGAUUACGAGCCUGAAUUAGUAAAUCCCUAUCCAUUAGAAGGCAAGUAUAAAGAUGAGCAAGACCGUGAGGAGUUGGAGGAAAUGGACGAAAUCAAAAGGGAAGAGAUCCUCUUUGAAAGAUCACAGGAGAUGGACAAGUUUAAAGAACGUCAGUACUUGCAACAGAGAAUUAAGGCACAAAGGGAUCCUAAACAAGCCCAGAAUGACAAUUUGAGAAGUUCAAGUCGUCUGAAGACUGGAGGUGUUCGAUCAAAGAAGGAAUCCAAACUCAGUGAGUUGAAAAAGGAGAGAGAGAGGCAUUCGAGAAGAAAUGCUAGGAGACACGAUGACUAUGAAGAUGGGUCUGAGAAUGAAGAAGAAGAAGAAGAAGAAGAAGAAGAAGAGGACGAAGAGGACGAGGAUGAUGAAGACGCAUAUAAUGAUGAAGAUGCUGUCAUGUGGGGAGGUGUGUCAAAAUCAAAACACAAGAGACUGACUGAAUUGGCCAAGUUAGAAGACAUAAAUCGAAUCAAAGUGGGAAGAAGUUUACUAACGCAAUACUGUUAUCAUCCUGGAUUUGAUGAUACUAUAUUGGACACCUAUACAAAAGUUAAUCUUGGAGCAGACAGGGUGACCAAAGAGCCGUACUAUAGAAUGGUUAAGAUAAUCGAUAUGAAAGCUCGACCGGAAAGGGCGUAUCGAAUCGGCAGUUCAAAGUAUGAUUUGUAUUUUUUGGUUAGUCAAAACAAGAACCAGAAGAAACCAUUCCCCAUGAGUUUAUUUUCUGAUUCGCCUAUAACUCAGAAUGAGUUUGAGAGGUAUUUAAAAGAACUUGAUAAAACGGGAGAAUCCAUUGAUUAUCUUGACGAUGUUAAUGAGAAAUAUAAUCAAUUGCAAAGUUUGUUUAAUAGAGGGUUGACAGACAAGGAUGUAAAUGAGAUGAUUGCUAGGAAACAACGUAUUCUGCAGAAAAGUGGUAAUUAUACUACUUACGAUGCAGUCAAGACUAAGGCCAAGUUGAUGGAUGAAUUGAAGAUAUGCAAACAACAGGGCAAUCUACAAAAGACUAAAGAUAUUAUUGAAGAGUUGAAAAACAUAGAUUUGGUAUUGCAAGAUCAAAAUGCGUCGACAUCACAAUCAUCACAAUCAAGUAUAGCCAAGGUUAAUGAAAGGAAUCGUAAAUUAAAUCAAGAGAAUAUAAGGAAAGCUGAAAUCAAGUUCAAAACCAAUGCCCAAAGCCAAUCAAAUCAAGAUGGUGAUCCAUUCUUGAGGUUGAAAACCGUUACACGUAUGUUUUAUCAAGAUUUAAUUAAUGAAGAAAAUGCUAAAGCUUUAAAAGAUGUCAAUAUGCAGGAGUUGAUCAAUGAAAAGACCAAGCAAGAAGAGAAGAUUGCCAAAUCUACUUAUAGAGAUUUGGGAGAGAUGGAUAAAUUGAUUAAACUGAUUGAUGUUGAUAUUGAAUUGUUUGUAUAA